Molecule: messenger RNA, 2797 nt
Organism: Arabidopsis thaliana (thale cress)
Lineage: Eukaryota; Viridiplantae; Streptophyta; Magnoliopsida; Brassicales; Brassicaceae
Exons: 5
Coding region: 79-2463 (794 amino acids)
Cellular component (GO): nucleus
Source: RefSeq, marked reviewed
AGAACACAGCAUAGGCCUAUUCACGAUCCUUGGCACAAAAAAAAUACAGAAUCGGUUUUGUUUUUUCCGGUGGAUGUAAUGUCGAAUACACCAGAAGACGGCGACGGAGCACAGGUAACUACAGGCGGCUUGUUCCCCGUCUUCCCUACUUCGGCGAACUCCAUCUCAGCUAUUUCGAAUGCUCCUCAAUGGCUUCGCAACGCUAGCUUCACUACGGAUCUCUCUGUCAUCAACGCUGCCGCUUCGACGGCUCCUUCCUCAUCCGAGGUCGAGGCUGGAGACGACGAAGAUGAAGAAGGAGGAGCUGAUGGAAAUAUCGGUUUAGCUAAUCAGGCUAGGGUUUAUAAUUUGGUUGAAGAAGAAGGGUCUUUGGAGUCUGAUGACGACAAGGUAAAGAGGAAGCGAGAGAAAAAGAAGAAACGGAAGAGUGAUAAUGCUUCGGAUGAAUCUCGUUCUCGUAAAUCUGAUGAAUACUAUUCGAAACCUGUGAAGGAUUAUUACUUGGACACUCGUCCUGAUCCAGAUAAUCUGGCUUAUGGCUCUAUUUACAGGAUGAAUGUUCCUCGUUAUAAACUUGACAAUUCUCAGAGAGUUCCAGGGUCAGGUUCUCUGAGGUUUUAUUUGCGGAAUCGACGUAGUUCUAUGCUUGACACAGAGAUUGAUAUUGAUUCUUUGGAGGGGAGAGCAAAGUCUGAUACCCGAUACUGGUAUGCAAAACAUGCUGCCAUGGAACGCAACAAGAAUUUCAAGCGUAUUCGUUUAUCUGCUGCAAGUGAAGCUGUGGAUUCUUCCUUUGAUAAUUUCAUUCCACUGGAGGAAGACGUGACUGUUCCAGAAAGUGACGAAGAAGAUGUUUUAUCAAAGGACUCAAUGAUUGGAGCAUCAUGGGAGGAUGAAGUGCUGAAUAAAACACGGGAGUUCAACAGAGUGACGAGAGAACGUCCCCAUGAUGCAAAGGCAUGGCUGGCAUUUGCUGAUUUUCAAGACAAGGUUUCAAGUAUGCAAUCUCAGAAAGGAGUUCGCCUGCAGACUUUAGAGAAAAAGAUUAGUAUACUUGAGAAGGCUUUUGAGCUGAACCCAGAUAGCGAAGAACUGUUGCUUGCUCUGCUCAAGGCAUACCGAAGCAGAGACAACGCUGAUGUACUAAUCAGUAGGUGGGAAAAGGCACUUAUGCAGAAUUCCGCAAGCUACAAAUUAUGGAGGGAGUUUUUAUGUGUUGUUCAAGGGGAGUUCUCCAGAUUCAAAGUAUCAGAAGUGAGGAGGCUGUAUUCUUAUGCGAUCCAGGCUCUUUCUUCUGCUUGCAGCAAGCGACAUAGGCAGGUGGAUACAACAUCUGAACCAUUGGAUUCUGCUGCCAUCCAACAGGAACUCGUUCUAGUCGAUAUGCUAGUUAGCCUCUGCAGGUUUGAGUGGCAGGCUGGUUACCAGGAGCUGGCCACAGCGUUACUUCAAGCCGAAGUGGAAUUUAGCAUCUUUUCUCCAUCUUUGUUGCUAACUGAACAGAGUAAAUUACGACUGUUUGAGCACUUUUGGAGCAGUAAUGGUGCUAGAGUUGGAGAAGAAGGAGCUUUUGGAUGGCUAUUGUGGCUGGAGAAAGAGGAGGAAAACAGGCAGAAAAUUUUGAAAGAAGAAUCCUCUGAUGACAAUGAAGUAGGUGGUUGGACAGGUUGGACAGAACAGGUCUCAGGUAGAAAUGGAGAUGAUCUUGCUUCAGCUAACACUGGAGAGGUCGAUGUUGAUCGGAAGGGUCUGGAUGAGGAAAUGGAAGACGAGAAUAGCAAACCUGAAGAUGACACCGAAGCUAUGCUGAAAUUAUUGGGCAUUGAUGUCAAUACUGCGGCCAGUGAUGAGGUUAAAGAUACAUCAACUUGGGUUGAAUGGUUUGAAGAAGAGGUUUCUCGAGAUCACAGUCAAUGGAUGCCUACUCGGAAAGCUGGUGAAUUCUCCAGUGUUGAGGGAAUGGGUGAGGGAGAAGAUGAAGAGCAACUCUCAAGUGUUGUACUAUAUGAAGAUAUAAAUGGAUAUCUAUUUUCCUUACGUUCAAAGGAGGCCCGCUUAUCUCUGGUAUACCAGUUCAUUGAUUUCUUCGGUGCACAUAUCUCCCCCAUGGACUUCCAGCAACAGUUGUCGUGGAGUGAGAAAAUAAGUAGCCUUGAAACAUUGUCAGAUUCCAUGUUAGAAAACUUGAGAAGUGUUCAUGAAUGUUUGUCGAAAUCAGAUAGUGCCAACUGUUUCAGCUUGGGAUCUCUUCUAGGUGGCAGCUGUGACUUAUCUAUGCGGACUGAGAUGAUGAAGUUUCUCCGCAAUGCCAUCUUGCUUUGUCUAAAUGUUUUCCCGCAAAAUUACAUUCCCGAAGAAGCUGUGCUUGUUACAGAAGAACUAUUUGUAACAAAUAUGAAAACAUGUGAGGUACGUAGCAACUAUGCCAUGCCAAGCUUUGGCCAAACGUCUCCUGAAAAGUGACCCGCAGGAUCUACUACUUUGUGGAGUUUAUGCACAGCGAGAAGCUGCCUCUGGAAAUAUGAAACAUGCAAGACGAGUAUUCGACAUGGCACUGACUUCUAUCUGUGGCCUCCCUAAGGUUAGUUUCAGAUCUUUCGGUUAUGUUGUUAGCGGAGCAUAUGAUACAAAGUUUCAGGUUUCCACCUAUGUCUCUAAUUCCGAGGAACUUCUAAUUAGCUUUUUAUGUUAGGUGUAAUUACUCACACUAUAUUUUUUUUAUUCAACUUUUUCUAAGAAAGUAAACUGAAAUGCAUUUUCUGUUGAUGCUUUUUAGUUUCGGUAGAGAUUUCAACGA